This is a messenger RNA of Lacerta agilis (Sand lizard), 2364 nucleotides long. RefSeq names its product UPF3B regulator of nonsense mediated mRNA decay (gene UPF3B). The coding region runs from base 64 to 1506 and encodes 480 amino acids. Gene Ontology annotation, biological process: positive regulation of translation; nuclear-transcribed mRNA catabolic process, nonsense-mediated decay. The transcript has 10 exons. NCBI's taxonomy places the organism in Eukaryota, Metazoa, Chordata, Lepidosauria, Squamata, Lacertidae. Gene Ontology annotation, molecular function: mRNA binding. The record is from RefSeq and is a predicted model, not a curated record. Gene Ontology annotation, cellular component: cytoplasm; nucleolus.
AUAUCGGCGGCGCGGGCGGGGGCGUUGGCGGGCGAAGGCCUUGUGCGGCUCUCCGCGUUCGCGAUGAAGGAAGACAAGGAGAACGCGCGGCCGAAGGAGAAGCGAGGGGCUCCCGUCACCCCGACCGGCGGGGUGGGAGCGGCGGCGGCGGCGGCGGACGCCAAGGCGGGAGGCGAACCGGACAGGCUGGAUCGGCCGAAGGACAAGAAAGAGAUCUUGAGCAAGGUAGUGAUUCGACGCCUGCCGCCCAGCUUGACCAAGGAACAGCUUGAAGAACAUCUCCAACCUUUGCCUGAACAUGACUAUUUUGAAUUCUUUGCUAAUGACUCCAGUUUGUACCCUCACAUGUUUUCCAGAGCAUACAUCAACUUUAAAAACCAAGAAGACAUUGUUCUGUUCAGGGAUCGCUUUGAUGGUUAUGUUUUUGUUGAUCACAAAGGUCUAGAAUAUCCUGCCGUAGUGGAAUUUGCGCCGUUUCAAAAAGCUGCCAAAAAGAAGAGUAAGAAAAAGGAUGCCAAAGCUGGGACCAUUGAAGAUGAUCCAGAAUAUAAGAAGUUUUUGGAAAACUACAGUGCUGAUGAUGAAAAGUUAACAUCCACCCCUGAGACAUUGCUGGAGGAAAUAGAGGCACGAAACAAAGAAUUAAUAGCAAAAAAAACAACUCCUCUGUUGAACUUCUUGAAGAAUAAACAGCGGCUUAGAGAAGAAAAACGAGAGGAAAGGAGGAGGAGAGAACUAGAGAGGAAAAGACAACGAGAAGAAGAAAGAAGAAAAUGGAAAGAGGAAGAAAGAAGAAAAAGGAAAGAAGCCGAAAAAACAAAGAAAGUGGAGCGAUGCCCAGAAAAAGAAAGGGACAGAUCAAAGGAUGAACCAAAGAUUAAGCUACUUAAGAAGCCAGAAAAAGAUGAAAGAGACUUUGAAAAAAAGGAAAAGGCCAAGAAACCGGAGAAAGAGAGUCUGAGGGAGGAAAAGGCAGCAAGUGCAACCAGCAGUAUGCCAGCCAGGCGCUCCGAUGGGGAGGCUAAGGAGGAGAAGUCCAAAAAAUUGGAAGAUGACUGUGGAAAAGACUAUAGAGAAAGAGAGAGAGAAUAUGACCGAGACAGAGAGUAUGAGAGAAUGCAAAGAGAAAGAGACAAACUCCGACGUCAAGAAGAAGAGAGGAGGAGGCAGAAAGAGCGCUUCGAGAAAGAGAAGGUUUUUAGAAGAAAGGAGGAAGAUGUGAAAAGGGAAAGAGACUCAUUGCGAGAGAAAGGGAAGAGAGCUGAAUUUGCAGAGUACAUGGGCAAUGCAGAGAAAUCCGAGAAAGUAACCAAAGAGGACAAAAAAGAAGAUAUGGCUAAGAGGGAUCGCAUUAGAAACAAGGAUCGCCCGGCCAUGCAGCUCUACCAACCAGGAGCUCGGAAUCGAAGUCGUUUGUCAGGCUAUGAUGAAAGCUCUGCAAAGUCACCCGAUCAAGGAAUGGAUAAGAAGCAGGAGUGCGAGACCAGUAACACAAAAGAAGAGUGACAAGUGUUGUGCUUCCUCAAUGACCUAGCAGCCAAAGAGCAUUAACUGUGUAGUCCAAAAGUGCCUUGUAGAAAAGAGGAGGGAAUAAAGGGGGAACAGUACUUUUGGAUGUAUCUGGUUUCAGGUCCUCGUUGCAGAUUUGGGACUCGGGCUUAGGCGUUCUCAAUACAUUUUCAGUUGUGGGGGGUAGUGGCAGCAAAACCACAAGGGUGAGAAAACUUCCAUCUCUGAAAAGUAGAAAGGCCUUGUCACCCUAAAAUAGGCCGAGUGGUUGCACAGAAUGAGUGCUGUCUUUCACAUAAAACCCAAGAACCAGUAUUUGCACUUAAUAUACAGCUAUGUUGGAGCCUCAUGUUUGUUCAAGUGUUAAAUGUCUUUUAUCACUGUGCUGUGUGGGGUGUGGUCUUCUGACCUGUUUCAUUAACUGGAGAUAGGGUGGGAAGGUCCAACAUAAUCUUGGUACUGAAAACAUCUUGUCGUCUGGUGUGCUGCUUGUAGCCGACUGCAAAAUGAAUUUUCAGAAGAAGGCGUGAAUGCUAAUAUUUUUCUUUUGUAUAGCUUGAAGGGAAAUGAACUUCGCCAUAGGAAAUGUGGGGUUUUUUUUUACACAUGUCUUCUAGAGUCCAGAUAUAGAUGUAUAUUGAAGGUAGUUGCAUAGUCCUCAACAGUCCCUGCAUUCAGACCUUCCUUUGUUUCCUGGUAUCUUAUAGGAAAAAUGAUCCGUCUUAAUUGUGCAUUGUUUUUGCCGAAGCUGCAGAGCAUCUGGCAACCCAGGAAAGUUUUGCUAAGAGUCGUACCUCCUCUUUGUGGCAGUACCCUAUUUGAUACUUAAUAAAACUCUAUGAAGUAGCAUUUAAA